Molecule: messenger RNA, 1291 nt
Organism: Rubroshorea leprosula
Lineage: Eukaryota; Viridiplantae; Streptophyta; Magnoliopsida; Malvales; Dipterocarpaceae
Source: the annotation of a GenBank genome assembly
AGGCAUGGCGGCGCUUCCGCGGGAGGGUUUCUGAUAAAAUCUGGGGCGCUGCCGAUUUGAGAUUCACUGCCCGCCGGAAGCCGCCUGAAACAUGGGUAAAGCUUCAAGAGAUAAGAGAGAUAUCUACUAUCGGAAAGCGAAAGAAGAAGGAUGGCGAGCCAGAAGCGCCUUCAAGCUUCUUCAGAUUGAUGAGGAAUUCAACAUAUUUGAAGGAGUCAAGCGUGUGGUGGAUUUAUGUGCAGCUCCUGGAAGCUGGAGUCAGGUUUUGAGUCGCAAAUUAUAUCUCCCAGCAAAGCAGUCAUCUGAUUCAAAGAAUGGUGAGCUUCCUCUUAUUGUAGCCAUUGACCUGCAGCCAAUGGCCCCAAUUGAAGGUGUAAUCCAAGUUCAGGGUGAUAUAACUAAUGCUCGAACUGCUGAAGUGGUCAUUAGACAUUUUGAUGGCUGUAAGGCUGACCUUGUUGUCUGUGAUGGUGCUCCUGAUGUUACUGGUCUUCAUGACAUGGAUGAAUUUGUUCAAUCCCAGCUGAUUUUAGCUGGCUUAACAAUUGUCACUCAUGUACUUAGAGAAGGUGGAAAAUUUAUUGCAAAGAUAUUUCGUGGAAAAGAUACUAGUCUCCUGUACUGCCAGCUGAAAUUAUUUUUCCCCGUAGUGACUUUUGCAAAACCAAAAAGCAGCCGUAAUUCUAGCAUAGAGGCAUUUGCAGUAUGUGAAAAUUAUUCCCCUCCUGAAGGAUUUAAUCCAAAAGACUUGCAUCACCUCCUUGAAAAAGUAGGAAGUCCCUCAGGUGCAGAUGAUCUUGAUUGCAGUAGUGGGUGGUUGGAAGGGCCAAAUAAGGUGUAUAUCCCAUUUCUAGCCUGCGGGGACCUCAGUGGGUAUGACUCGGACCGUUCAUACCCACUACCAAAAGACGCUGACGGAACUUAUCAAAGCUUGGACCCCGUCCAGCCUCCUAUUGCCCCUCCUUACAAGAGAGCUCUUGAACUGAAGAAGGCUUCCAGUCACGGAAUCCGAGAGCUGGAAAAGCUAUCCUUGGAUUCUUGAUUACACACAUUUCCUUGUACCUUUAAUACAAGCACCAACCAUCUCGAGAAUCAAUUAAUUUAGUACAAUCAAGUUAUUUUUGGAGGGAAGAUGGAGUCAUGGUGGCCUACUUGUCUUCCAGGAAAAUGAUUCCCUGGACCAGGAGGAAAUUUUUUAGGUUCCAUAAAGAAUUUGUGUAAGUAAAUUAUCACAUUUGUAAUAGCCAGAUAUUGUUGACAUUCAAUUUGAUAAUCAAUAGUCUCAGAAAUU